AUGCUCGCGAUCUUGGUUGCGAAAUUACAGGGCAAAAUGGCAUCCGGAGAUGGGCACAAACCCGUGUGGUAUGACAUUGGGGGCGGCACCGGCUACAAUAUCGAAGUCAUGGACAAACUGGUGGGUAUCGAGGGCUUUUUUGGGCAUGUCUUCCUCGUCGAUCUCUCCACUUCGUUGUGCGAGGUCGCCCAAGAGCGAGUCCGUAAGAAUGGCUGGAAGAAUGUCACGGUCCUGUGCCAGGAUGCAAGGUCGGUUGCGUGCCCUCCAUCCUCGGCGGACCUGAUCACCAUGAGCUACAGCUUGUCCAUGAUCCCGGAUUUCUAUGGCGUGGUCGACAUGGUCUCAGGGUUCUUGUCCCCUAAAGGCUUGAUUGGCAUUUGUGACUUCUACGUCCAGAGCAUCGUUGAUAUCUCGUCGCGAAACUACUGUGGCGGGAGCUUCAAUCGCCACGUCAAUUGGUUCGGUCGGAUGUUCUGGCGGACGUGGUUCGACGCUGAUCGAGUAAACCUUGAUGGUGGUCGUAGAGACUACGUCGAGUAUCGCUUCGGGACUGUCUUGUCAACAAGCCAGCGCAACUAUCCUCUCGGCGGCAUCCCAUACUAUAUCUUCAUUGGAUGCAGACGAGAUGCCGAAGCCUUCGCUGAGCAGGGUCAGGAAGUCUUGGAAAGACUCGACGCGGCUCUUACAGAGUCACCAUACCUGUCCCCAAUGAAAUUCAAGGAGCAGCGGAAUUUGGACGCUCAGCAAAGCAUUCCCCGAUCCAAGUCAUACGAGUCAGCCAUUGUCAACUUGAGCAAUGACCUGCCAUUGCCUUCAGCAUUCUACCAACAGCACCAUUGGAGAAUCUACUACAACGACCUUUUGCAGAAACAUCAACAAUUUGGCAACGAGUAUAUCUAUGCCUUUAACUGGGAAGAUCCCAAGGUCGACCGCCAGCUCUUGAACAUCACUCAAGACGACGUUAUUCUCACCAUCACCAGCGCCGGGGACAACAUUCUUGACUAUCUGCUCGAAAGACCCAAGCGCAUCCACGCAGUUGAUCUGAACCCGAACCAAAACCACCUCCUCGAGCUCAAAGUUGCAGCCUUCACCGCCCUCCCCUACAGCGAUGUCUGGCAACUAUUCGGCGAAGGCAAGCACCCGGACUUCCGCAAUCUCCUUCUCUCCAAACUCAGUCCUCAUAUGUCCAGCCAAGCUUUCCAGUACUGGCUGAGCAAAUCCUACAUUUUCUCUUCCAAGGGGGGGCUGUACGAGAGUGGGGGCUCCAGACACGCUAUUAAGCUGGUCCGAUGGCUGUUCAAGACUUUUGGGCUCACUGCCAAAGUGCGCACAAUGUGUAAGGUGGAGACACUAAACGAGCAGCGCGAGAUCUGGCCCCAGGUCAGGAAUCUCCUGCUCAGCUGGCCAUUGCACAAGACAGUGGUGUCUACAGAGUGGUGGGCAUGGAAAGCGGCCGGGGUGCCUCCGAACCAGCACGCCCUCAUCAUCGACGACUAUGCGCAGCGGACGAGGUUGCCACGGACGAAGAAGCUCUGCGGUGAAGCCAUCUGGCAAUACGUUGUCGACACUUUGGAUCCCGUGGUGGAAACGACGCAGAUCAGCAGGGAUAAUUAUUUCUAUUAUCUCUGCUUGCAGGGGAAAUUCUCCAGAAAGUGCCAUCCUCGCUACCUCGGUGUCAAAGCGCACGCAGCGCUAUCGAAGCCCGAUGCAUUUGAUAAUCUCCGCAUCCACACGGAUGAAAUCAUGGAAGUGAUUGCGAGGAUCAGCCCCUCGACGUUGACUAUUGCUAUUCUCAUGGAUUCCAUGGACUGGUUCGACCCCAGCGACAAAGACUCAGCAGCGCUGGAGCAAAUCGUGGCUUUGAACAAAGUCCUCAAGAUCGGGGGCCGCGUCCUCUUCCGGUCUGCGGCGCUGAGACCGUGGUAUACGGACAUAUUUGAGCAGAAUGGUUUCAAUGUCACGUGUGUAGGCAAACGGGAUUCUGGAAAAUGUAUCGAUAGGGUCAACAUGUACGCGUCCGCAUGGAUCUGCACCAAGAAAAUCGACAUCUCGACGAGUCCGAUCAUCCUUUCGAAGGAGAAGAGCGUUGCAGCCACCGCAUCGUUGGAGGAAUUGAAGAUAUAG
Cladophialophora immunda is the source of this 2124-nucleotide messenger RNA. RefSeq lists its product as uncharacterized. Lineage: Eukaryota; Fungi; Ascomycota; Eurotiomycetes; Chaetothyriales; Herpotrichiellaceae. The transcript has 5 exons. The coding region runs from base 1 to 2124 and encodes 707 amino acids. The record is from RefSeq and is a predicted model, not a curated record.